Theileria annulata is the source of this 1530-nucleotide messenger RNA. Its product is annotated as origin recognition complex-like protein, putative. Gene Ontology annotation, molecular function: DNA replication origin binding. Gene Ontology annotation, biological process: DNA replication. The record is from RefSeq and is a predicted model, not a curated record. The transcript has 10 exons. Lineage: Eukaryota; Apicomplexa; Aconoidasida; Piroplasmida; Theileriidae. Gene Ontology annotation, cellular component: nucleus; nuclear origin of replication recognition complex. Bases 1 to 1530 code for a protein of 509 amino acids.
AUGUCUGACGUUAAUUUCCAAUUGUCAAUUCCUUCCGGUUUAGAUAAAAAAUUAAAAGAAAUUAUUAAUCCCAGCGAAUUCCAUUCCAGAGGAUUCGCUUUAAAUACAUACAAAGGGAAAAUUUUCAACGUUAAAUACCAUGGAAAAAAGAUCAUUGGAGACAAGGAGCUGUACGAUCAUAUGUCAAGCAACUUCCUUUGGCUAAUGGAUUACAUAACUAAUGAAAACCCAUAUGGAAAAACAACAACACAGUUUGAAUCAAAAAUUAGUCACCUACUUGGUAUGACAAAAGAUUAUUUAUCAGACUCUAUUAUCAUCGAAAGUGAGCCAGUGGAUUCAGUUUCGAACCAUACUUUCGAAACUAAAACACAACAAACUGAUGAUAAAAGUUUUGUCAAAACCGACAAGUUGAGUUUGCCUAAUAACAUAAAUGCAAAAAUAAACACAGCGAAGCUUAAUGGGUUAUUGCCAGAUUAUUCUGACGUUUUAAAGUUCGAUUUAUCAUCCUUAAUGGGAAACCUAAACACGUUCGACAAUUUGAAAAAAAUUCUCGAACCGGUUCCAAAUGCACCUGAUAUUACAGAAACAUUGUUGUAUCAGUACAUGAAACCGAGAAGUGGACCAUUUGUGGACACAUCUGAAAUGGAAAAGAUAAUGUUUAGCCAUCACAUUAACGUGAAAAUGGCAAAUUUACUUAAAACAGCUUUCGAAAAGUCAAGCUUGGAAUCGUACACGAAAUUGGUAAAUCAAUUUACAUCGAAGAGUUUCAAGAUUGAUAGGGAGUACAUUAAGCCGAUGAUAUUCUGGAAGACCUGGAUACUUAAUGGGUUUCAUUUAAUUUUUUAUGGAAAAGGGUCAAAUAGUAAUUUGUUAAAUGCUUUCUCCAAGAUUGCUUUAAGGUUCGACACUAAAACACUUUCAAAGUCUGAAGCCCUCAAGAGAAUUUCAAGAAAGGUUGAAUCACUCAAUUCAUAUUUUUAUAUGAUAAUACACGGAAUUGACCUAUUCUUGUUGAAUGAAGGAUUCAAUACGUUGAAAGAUUUGAUAGCGCUUAAAAAUGUUAAAGUGAUAGGAUCGAUGAAUCACCAGAAUUCAGGACCGAUUUUUAAUGAAUUUGAUAAAAUACUGGGAAAGUACAGGAUUGUCCACACCAACACACUUCAUGAAUUCGGACAAGAACUUAUUUCAAUAUGGCAAAACACACCACCGAACUUCUUUAUGAAUAAGAAGGUGCAGAAGAGCGCAGCUCAAAUACAAACUAUACUGGAGGCUCUUAGCAGGAAUCACCAGAAACUAUUUUCACUUAUCGCACAAAUCCAACUUGAAGCAACCAAAGAUACUAAAAAGUUCAUCGGAAUUGAAAAGAAUUCCAUACUCCAUGAUUCUAGGGCCAUUACUAUUUGCCAUAAUGAAACCAAACUGGACAAUCUUUUGACUGAAUUCACUACCCACGAUGUGAUUGAACAAACUCGCGGACCUGGAGGAAGACUAUUCCUUAGGAUUCCAUUUGAAAAGUAUGUUUAUCCCUGA